AUGGACAAGGCGAAGUCAGCAGUUUCCAACUUUAUGUCUGGUGACGGUCACCACAAGACUACAGUUACCCAGGACGCCAGCCAAGCUAUCACCGAGGAGCAGGUCCGCCCUCACCAGCACGAGAAUGUCACGACAGCAGUCGACAAGGAGGUCCACCAGGACCACCACCACACCCACAUCCAGCCCAUUAAGCACAAGGAGACUCUUCCCGAGCAGCACCACCACAACAUGAUCCCCACCCAGCACAAGACCUUCCACCACGGCAACGAGAGUGAAACCAGAGAUACUCUUGACCGCGAGGCUGCGAAGUUCAAGAACACUUCUACUACUCAUGAGACCACUCACACUUCACACACUGCCCCGGUUGUCACCGGCGAGCGUGUCCACCAUCACGUCCACGAACACAUCCAGCCCGUCAUCCAGAAGGAGACGAUCCAGCCUCACGUCGUCCACACCACCGUACCCAUUCACGAGACUCACCACGCCAAGCCAAUCCACCACGGCGCCACCACUCUUCCCGCAAUGACUAUUGAAGAGUUCAACAAGGGCAAGGACAAGCUUACCGGCACCAACAAGAUGAAGGAGUUCGACGGCUGUCCCGACAAGCACAACAAGAUCUAUGAGAGCACCGAGCACACUGGGCUCGCAUCUCACCACAACAAGCACGGCCAUGACCACCACCACAAUGGCCACCACAAUGACCAUCACAACGGCGGUAAGGUUGCCGCUGCUGGCGCCGCUGCCGCCGCUGGCGGUGCCGCUGCCCAUCACCACCACAACAAGGAGGAGAAGCUCGAUGCUACUCACCCCGAUGGCCUGAGAGAGCACGGCAUUGCCGGUCGUGAGGGUCACCAUGACCACAACAGCCACAACAAGACCACUGCCGCCGCUGGAGCCGCCGCUGCUGCCGGUGCGGGCGCUGCCGCUCACAAGCACCACAACAACAAGGUCGACAACACGACCACUGGUACCCACGGUAUUAACAACACCAACACUACGUCCAACACGACCAGCUUGCCCAACCGCGGCGUUGGUCAGGGUCAGGGUUUCGAUAACCAGCGUGCUGCCGACAGCGUCACUGCUGCUCAGACCGCCAACUCCAGAGCCAACAACGGCAUUGCUGGCAACACCUCUACCAACAACGGCUUGACCAACAACGGCAAUGGUUUGACCAACAACGGUACUACCCGCGACAACGGCCUGACCAACAACGGCCUGUCCAAGAAUGCUGCCACUCAUGAGCGCGACAACAUCGCCCACGGCCACACCACUGGCUCUGGCAAUGGCAGCAACUACACAACUGGCAAUGGUUCCGGCCUCAAUGGAACCUCGUCCGUGAACAAGAAUGAGCCUCGUUCUGGUGAUCAUCACAGCCACACUACCGACACUUCUUCUGAGAAGAAGGUGUCGUUGGUUGACAAGCUGAACCCGUUCAAGGAUGCUGAUGGCGAUGGCCACAGGGGCAUUAUGUCUUAA
Molecule: messenger RNA, 1476 nt
Organism: Colletotrichum siamense
Lineage: Eukaryota; Fungi; Ascomycota; Sordariomycetes; Glomerellales; Glomerellaceae
Exons: 4
Coding region: 1-1476 (491 amino acids)
Source: RefSeq, a predicted model, not a curated record